Messenger RNA from Zerene cesonia (dogface butterfly), 3057 nucleotides. RefSeq lists its product as uncharacterized. The transcript has 3 exons. The coding region runs from base 160 to 1773 and encodes 537 amino acids. The record is from RefSeq and is a predicted model, not a curated record. Gene Ontology annotation, cellular component: extracellular matrix. NCBI's taxonomy places the organism in Eukaryota, Metazoa, Arthropoda, Insecta, Lepidoptera, Pieridae.
UUCAGUGAGGCAACGAUCAUUUUGGCGCGCUCACGCCAUCUGUUUAAAUCCAUAGACUAAUAAUUUAAUUCAUUAUCUGUGAAAUGUGUGUCAAUGCGUUAGUUUUUUAAUAACGUACUUUUUAUUUGUGCGCGCUUUUCGGAUUUUAAAUUAUAUACAAUGGCGCGUUCACGAUCGAUAAAAUUAGUCACAGCCUUGAUUCUGCUCGCUUUGCAAACCACCACGGCCGCUAAAACUAACGCUAGACCAGUUUAUGAAGUGAUAAAUGAACAAGCGAGGAUGGACGAUAUAAGAUUGUCGAGUGGUCCCUCCAAUCUACCAUAUGGUAAUCCGUUAGCUGGUAACUCUGCACACAAUGCCAGGCUGCACGCUAGCAAUCAGCAGGCGAUGUUCAACGCUGAAAGAAUACGACAGCACAAAGCUCAACUUCAAAGAUUAACACAAGGUCCCCCAAUAAUCGAUAGUUACAUGAAAGCUUAUCAUGAGUCGCAAGAGAGUCAUCAACUGGCACUAGAACAACAACAAGCUAUCAUUAGAGAUGAUGUAACCACGCAACCCAGUAUUCCACGUAAGCAAAUUAGAGUCAGAGUACCACAAAACUCUAAACCAAGAACUCCACAAAGCACUCGCGAUAUACCAGCUAGAAAUGUACAGAGAACGCAAAUUCCAAAAACAAACCAAAGACAAGAAUUUAAAAGUAGAACCGCAAACGUGGAAGCAAUGGAAAAGUUAAUCAGAGCAAAUUCAGUCAAGGAAAGAAAUAGAAACCAUAGAUCAUAUGACUCGGUUGAAUACCAACAAUAUUUGGAAUCAAAACAACCGCAAACUAAUGUACCAAAUACUGCAUUUGAAGAGGGCGUAACAAUUAAACCUAAUGGAAAUAUUGGUCUUGCUCAGGAACAAAAACAAGCAGCUAGCAUUUUACAACCUAACGUUCUAUACAAUGGAAAAUAUAUUCCAAAGAACGUACAAAAUUACCAUGCAGCCAAAGAAAUAAAUACACUGGAAUUAUUGUUGAAGAAAAACCCUAAAGAACAGUUGUCGGAAUUCAAAACAUUGGUUGACUCGGAUAGAUCUUUUGAAAGCGAUGAAAAUAGUCAUGCACCUUUGGAUUUAUAUUAUUAUCUCAAAGAUCCGUCGCAAACACCCUCCAACAAUUAUGAUCAAAUUUAUACUGAACAGCCACAUACUUAUUCGAGUGAUUACUUAAACGAUUACACUCCCAUCACUGAAGAAAUAGAUGACAUCGAAAACCCAACACCGUAUAAAAGCACUUACGUCACCCCUCAGCUGUCUACUGAAGCGCCAAGAAUUGAAUCAAGUACUCUUCACACAAAUUAUUACAAAGUAGAAGUAGCUAGUCAAACUGUUAGUACUGAUUAUAAACCUAGUAAAAUAAAUGAGGAAUUGAUAUUCAAUGGCGACCCAUCAUAUGAAAAAACACACUACGGCUAUCAACCUGAAGAUCCAGAACAUGAUAUAAAUGAAAGUUCAAAGUUCAAAGGUGUUCAACAUUUAGCAGAAGAUGGAACGGGAGUAUCGGCAUACGGUGAUGAAAAUUUACACUACGCAGCGAACUACGAGUUUGGGUACAGAGUUCGCGACUCCGACAGUGGCAACUUCUACGGCCAGUACGAAGCAAAGAAAGGAGAAAGCACCAAAGGUCAUUACCACGUUUUGUUGCCAGAUGGAAGAAUGCAACAAGUGGUUUAUUCCGCGGGACCAAGUGGUUACCACGCUGACAUUAGUUACGACCAUUUAAAAAACGAAUAAGUACAAAAAAGGGAAAAUAAUGUCAAUUCAGUAUUAAAAUCAGUAAAUAAUGAUUGAAUGAUUCUUAAUAUUUUGGAAGGCAUUUUAUAAAUUUUAGCUCACUAGGGUAUCCCAAGAAUUGAUAUUAAAUUGUGAUAAGAUUAUUUCUUCUAUAGCUAGGUUUAGGUCAUUCUUUGACUGUUGUUAGUGCAAAUAAAACACAAUAACUUUCAAAUUUAUUUAAAUUAAAAAUAAUACAUUAGUACUAAUUUCUAAAGUGAAACAAAUGUUAAACGUUUCUACAAACGGAACAAGCCUUAUAUUAGAAUUACUUAAAUUUCACUUUUUUUGAAAGAACCUUUUAAAUACUUUUAGACGUGUUCAAAACACGAAUGCUCUUCAAAAAAUGGCGGCAAAUAUGGUCAUUGUCAAAUUAUAUAGCCAAAUGAGUCUCAUUCCCGCCAUUGCUUCAUGACAAGUGAAAACGCUAGAAAGCUGUUAUUUUAACAAGCAAAUUAUUUUCGUAAGCUGACAUUAUCUCGCUUCCUGCGUUACAUAAACUUGCUUAUGGGUUAUUGCAUCAUCAUCAGCCCAUACAUUAUGUUCCCACUGGACACGGAUCCCACAUACCUAUAGUCAAUAUAAUACUGCAUACAUACAAAACCAUCAAAGGCCACCGAACGGCACCUAACGGCUAUUUAAUGGCUUUUUAUCUGUACGCAUCUUAAAACGAAAGCGUUAGAACUGUCACUGUCAUUAUAUGAUGUAAUAGUUGACAAUGUCAAUAGUCAUGAGCUCUAUGGAAGUUAUAAUGAGCGGUAAUCAAACAUAUUCAAUUUCACUUUUUUGCGCUGAGUAAUAUAUCUUACGAGCUUCUUACGAGUCAAUCAUUUUACUUACAAUAGAAAUAUUAUAUCAGUGGCUAUCGCUUUUAUAAUAGGGUGCCCUACGUUGGUCAUGUUAUUAUUGAAUAUGCGAUUACUGUUUAUUCGCUUCUAAAACUUAAUAAUACCUAGCUUAACCACUUUCAACAUAACGGUCAUUUUUAAGCUUUAUUUAACAGAUAGCUGUUAGUAUUUAUUACAUUCUAUGUUACCUUAGUAUGGAAAAAAUGCAGUUACGUACAAAAAAUUUAUUCAUAGUUGCCUUAAAUAAAUCUGCAAUAAACCAUACUAAUUGCAUUUUAACCCAUUGAAUGGAUACUGGUGUUGAUAUUGUUAUAAUUAUGUUUAAAUUGAUUUCAAUGCUGUUGCAUGAAACGCAGCCAUUAAUUUUGUCUUUAUAUAUACCUAUCGUGAUAUUAAU